AUGGCAGCGAUAUUGAAGGUAAUUGUUGCAGGUUUUGCAACUUUUGUUGAAGAAUUUCUCGAGGAGGAAUCUGUACAAGAAGAAGAAGAUGUCUUAGAAGAGUUUCUGCCCCUGUUUUAUGCAAAUAACUUGUUGUCAGAGUGGCGUAAAGCGGUUCGCAUCGAAGGUUAUGCGGAAACCGUUCCCAAUUAUAAUUUGUCAGAGUUUCGCAGCCAUUUUCGUAUUUCGGUAGACACAUUUGAACAGCUUGUUGUAGAACUUGGAAACUGUCCAGAGCUUCCUACUGGCACACAGCACGGAGGUAGAGAGCCGAUAAGUGUUGAGAAGCACUUGUUGAUUACAUUGUGGUUUCUUGGAAAUCAAGAAUCAAUAAAAUCAAUAUCAGACAGAUUCAAUGUAACGAAGAGCUCAGUUUUUACAUGUGUCAACAGAGUUUGCAAAGCGCUGAAAAAUAACAUCACUGGCCAGGUUAUUGUGUGGCCAAACCAGGCAAGAGCUCAGGUGAUCAUGGAAGGUUUUUGUCAGCACAAAGGACUGCCCGGCGUAAGAGGUGCCAUUGAUGGAUCGCAUAUUCCUGUAAAAGCACUGCAGGAGUGUCCCGAGAAUUACAUAAACAGAAAAAAUUUUCACUCAGUCAGCUUGACUGCCAUCUGCUACGUUGAAAUGCGCUUUCUCAACUGUUAUGCUGGUUGGCCUGGUAGUGUGCAUGACUCAAAGAGUUUUUAAAAAUUCAGAUUUCUAUCAAACUGUCAAUGACAAAUUCCAAGAUGAUUCCUACCUCCUGGGGGAUUCCACAUACACUUUGGAGACCUGGAUGAUAACACCCUUUAAAGAUCAUGGCAAUUUAACACCUCAGCAUCCGAGAUUCAAUUUCAUCCAUUCAUCUACAAGAAUGGUUAUAGAAAGGGCCUUUUCCUUUCUAAAGGAAAGAUUUCGCAGACUGAAAUACCUGGACAUGUUACGAAUCCAGGAUAUUCCAACAGUAAUAAUCGCUGCAUGCACCUUACAUAAUGUAUGCCUUGACAGUGGUGAUCAAUGGGAAGACUUUAUGGGUGACAUAGAAGAGGAAGUUAAUGGUUUUGAAAAUAUCUUGACUCCAGGUUGUCAUGCAGUUGCCAAGCGUAAUGAGCUCAUGCAGAAUUACUGUUAA
Pocillopora meandrina is the source of this 1150-nucleotide messenger RNA. Lineage: Eukaryota; Metazoa; Cnidaria; Anthozoa; Scleractinia; Pocilloporidae. The record is from the annotation of a GenBank genome assembly.